Molecule: messenger RNA, 999 nt
Organism: Pochonia chlamydosporia 170
Lineage: Eukaryota; Fungi; Ascomycota; Sordariomycetes; Hypocreales; Clavicipitaceae
Product: phosphoesterase
Exons: 1
Coding region: 1-999 (332 amino acids)
Molecular function (GO): hydrolase activity
Source: RefSeq, a predicted model, not a curated record
AUGUCUUCCACAGCGCAGCCCAUAAGCAACAUCAAAAUCCGCAGAUCGCGUCUGCACAACAUUGCCGAAGCCCUCAUCAAGCGACACCGAGUUGGCUGCCCUCAUGUUUUGCAAUCGCUGGAAGAUUCCCCAAUACGAAUCGUCUGCAUUUCAGAUACACACAACAGGCAGCCAACAAUACCCCCCGGGGAUGUUUUGAUUCACGCCGGUGAUCUGACAGAAAAUGGGUCUUUUGACGAGGUGCAAGCUGGUGUGACUUGGCUAUCAUCGCAACCUCACAAAUACAAAGUUUUUGUUGCCGGCAAUCACGAUGUCUUACUCGACGAUGCAUUCCUUGCUACCCACCCUGAACGACGUUAUGGGCAGACAAAAACUAGGCAAGACCUUGAUUGGGGAGAUGUCAUCUAUCUGCAGGACUCAGUUCUGACCCUGGAAUUUCCCGUAGAAAGGCAGAGGGAAGAUGCGCCAAAUGGUUCAACAGCAGAUGACCCGAAAAGCACGAGGAAGAGAAGCAUCACGAUUUUCGGUAGUCCAUGGACACCACAGUAUGGGACCUCUGCCUUUCAGUACCACCCCAACAAUUCCCAGCAUUGGGAACAUGUAUUCGCGACACUGAAGGGAAAUAUGGACAUUCUCAUCACACAUGGACCACCGAAACUUCACCUCGAUAGACGAGAUUUCCACCGUGCUGGAUGCCCGUAUCUAGCGGAAGAAAUAUCUCGCCUGCGACCUCGUAUCAGCGUAUUUGGCCACAUUCAUGCAUCUUAUGGGCAAGAAAAUGUUGUCCUGGACAGCGCGCAGAGAAUCUAUGAAGAGGCGAUGAUAGGAUGGGCGGGCUGGAGUAGUAUUGUUUGGAUGACCGUUCUUGUUGCUUGGACCCGAAUCAAGGCUCUUUUCAGUAGGCGGGGCGACAACAGGCUGACAACGUUUAUCAACGCAGCAGUCGUCGCUGGUCCUCGAAAUGAACUGCAAAAUGAACCGAUUGUCGUCGACAUCUAA